ACCGCGCGACCGUUGCUCCAUCUCUCCUCCGAAGGCGACGCAAAGCAAAAGCAAAGCGCCGCCGCGACGCGAGCCACCAGAUGCCGCCGCCGCCGCCGCCGGAGGGGAGGCCGGCGUGGUCGGUCACCGUGCGCCUGAGGCACCGGGGCUGGCUCGAGCUCCGCGCGGCGGCGGAGAACGUCCUCCCCGGGUGGGGCCACGGCGGCGAGCGCCUCUCCCUCCUCCUCCGCCUCCGCCGCGGCCUCCGCCUCGCCGUCACCUCCCGGUGCGUCCGCCCCCCGCCGGAGAAGAACCCGCGCGCCUGCAGGAUCCUCCGCUUCCUGGGGAGCAGGCUGUCGCGCGUCCCCUCCAUCUGGCGCCGCAAGAAGCCGUCCCCGUCGAGCGCCGCCGCCAUUGCCGCCUCCAAACCGGCGGGAUCCCGCUCUCAGGCGACCCAGAUCUCUCACGUGUGUCAGGCAUGGCAGGAGCGAGCGCUGGCGUGGCCGGGUCACGGCGAAAGGAGAUGGCCGGCGAGGUCGGCGGCGGCGCUCUGCCUCGUGGCCGUGCUCGCCGUCUCGUGGACUUCCAUCGCGGCGUUUCGAGCCAUGAAUGGGUAUGGGAGAGGAUACCACGAACCGGGUGGUCACCGCACGCCAUGGAGAUUCUUGGUCGCGAAGAGGAUUGCCAGCUUGUUGGAGUUGGAGCCUCGUCUCUACGCGUGGCUCAUGAAGCUCAGCUUGAACAGGCUCCUCAACUGGUAGAAAUUUGCAGAAUCUAUUCACCUCUAGAGGCUGGGUCACAGUGGAUUGUGGAAGGGUUGAUGCUUACAUGCAAACUAAUUUAAUUUAGGUUCAUAGCAAUACAUUCAGGGAAGAAACCAACUAGUAUUGGCUUUCGGAAUUAGGCAGUGUAAAUGUUAAGGUUCAAACUUCGGGGACUUCGCUUUGCUUUGGAGAACCUUACUUUCUGUAGUUCAGUAAUCUAAUAGAUCAAAUAGCCUUUCAAAUUUAG
Oryza brachyantha (malo sina) is the source of this 990-nucleotide messenger RNA. RefSeq lists its product as uncharacterized. The coding region runs from base 81 to 740 and encodes 219 amino acids. NCBI's taxonomy places the organism in Eukaryota, Viridiplantae, Streptophyta, Magnoliopsida, Poales, Poaceae. The transcript is spliced from 2 exons. The record is from RefSeq and is a predicted model, not a curated record.